Beta vulgaris subsp. vulgaris (sugar beet) is the source of this 786-nucleotide messenger RNA. RefSeq lists its product as uncharacterized. Gene Ontology annotation, molecular function: nucleic acid binding. The transcript has a single exon. The record is from RefSeq and is a predicted model, not a curated record. Bases 1 to 786 code for a protein of 261 amino acids. NCBI's taxonomy places the organism in Eukaryota, Viridiplantae, Streptophyta, Magnoliopsida, Caryophyllales, Amaranthaceae. Gene Ontology annotation, biological process: DNA integration.
AUGGGAAUUUUGGAGAUUGAACCAAUUGAUGUAUGGGGCAUUGAUUUCAUGGGACCUUUCCCUUCUUCUUGUGGAAACAGGUAUAUAUUGGUUGUUGUCGAUUAUGUGACUAAGUGGGUUGAAGUUGUGGCUUCCAUUAGCAAUGAUUCCAAGGUAGUCAUGAAGCUCUUCAAGAAGGUUAUUUUUCCUCGAUUCGGAGUACCGAGAGUCUUGAUCAAUGAUGGGGGGUUGCACUUUCAUCAGAGCACCUUCAAAGCUUUACUGAAGAAAUAUGGAGUCACUCAUAAGGUUGGUUUAGCUUAUCAUCCUCAGACUAGUGGUCAAGUUGAAGUCUCCAAUCAUCAGAUCAAGCGCAUCUUGGAGAAGGUAGUCAACAGGUCGAAGAAGGAUUGGUCACAAAAAUUGGAUGACACUCUGUGGGCUCUGCGAAAUGCUUUUAAGACACCUCUAGGAACCACCCCAUAUCGAUUAGUCUAUGGCAAAGCUUGUCAUUUACCAAUUGAAAUGGAGUAUCUCUCAGCUUGGACAGUUAAUGAAAUUAACCUGAAUUUGGAGGCUGCAGGGGAGGCAAGACUUCUUCAAUUAAAUGAGUUAGAUGAGUUUCGACUAGAAGCAUAUGAAAACCACAAACUUUACAAGGUGCAAACAAAGAGAUUUCAUGACAAGAUGAUUGUGAAGCGGGAGUUUCAUGUUGGUGACAAAGUUCUAUUAUACAACUCUAGACUACGACUCUUUCCUAGAAAGCUUAAGUCAAAAGGUCUGGACCUUUUGUUGUCACUGACGUGA